Molecule: messenger RNA, 951 nt
Organism: Caenorhabditis briggsae
Lineage: Eukaryota; Metazoa; Nematoda; Chromadorea; Rhabditida; Rhabditidae
Exons: 8
Coding region: 1-951 (316 amino acids)
Source: RefSeq, a predicted model, not a curated record
AUGGGUGUGGUGCAGACGGAAAAUGAGAUUCGAGACGAAAUGAAAAGAGAAUUGACGUUGUUGGUGAAUGAAGUGGAUCUGAUUCCAGAGUUGGAACAAAUGUUGGAUGAGUUUAUUGAGAACAAAACAUGGAACGAAGACACUGAAGAGCUGUUCCGUCGAGUCGUUUUGAAGCCAUUCAAAACGUUGAGAACCGCUUUGUUGGUUGUCGACUUUCAGAAUGAUUUUGUGUCGGGCAGUUUGAGCAUUAAGGAAGGAGACGCGGAACAAGACCCAUUGGAAGCCCUUCCACAUGUCAACAAUCUUCUUCAAAACUUGAAUUGGAAUGUCAUUGUCUACUCUCAAGAUUGGCACCCAUCUAAUCAUAUCUCAUUUUUUGAGCAUGCUAGAAACCCCGACAGAGAAUUGGCUCCAGAAGAUAAGAGUCGGAAAUUGAGACCAUUCGAUAUUGUACGAUUUGUGAAGCCAGUUUCUACUAUUCAGGUACUCUACCCGAGUCACUGUAUUCAAGGCGGAUGGGGAUCUCAAUUGCAUUUGGGUCUUCAGCGCGUCGAAGGAGCUCACUACAUCAAAAAGGGUGCCGAUGUGUAUGUGGACGCGUAUAGCGCAUUCAGUGACAAUUGUGGAAUAAAGCAAUCCGAACUGGAAAUGUUGCUGCGUAAAAACGAUAUAAACGCUGUGAUUGGGUGUGGUUUGGCUUAUGAUAUUUGUGUGAUGCACACCUUGAAAGACGCAUCGAAGCAUGGGUUUUUGACUUGUAUCGUCAAAAGUGGAAGCAAAGGUCUAUCAUCGCUAAAAAUGGAGGAGGCGAACAAGAUGUUUCAAAAAAGGGGCGUGGCCAUCAUUGAUGACGAAAUGGCACAAUUGAUAUCCAGAAGAGAGGCGUUUCCAAUUGAAUGGAUCCGUCUUCUGGUCCAUCAGGCAACCAAUGAGCUUCAUGGGAAGAAAUAA